AUAACAGUGAUUGAAAAAAAUGUUCUGUCUAAGAACGAUCAUUUUAAUACUUCGAUUUCAUUCACCGCUUUAAUGCUCUGUUUUUGUAUGACAGAAACUUUCAGAAAAAACGGCUAUAUUGCCUAUUGCCCUUGCAUGGGACGUUUCGGCAAUCAAGCAGAUCAUUUUCUAGGAGCCUUAGGAUUCGCCAAGUCUUUGAAUCGUACUUUAUUGUUACCAGCAUGGGUUGAAUUUCGUACAGGAGAAACGAGAUCUAUACAAGUACCUUUUGAUACCUAUUUCAAUGUUUCGCAAGUACAAAAUUGCCACAAAGCAUUAUUGAUGGAGGACUUUAUGAGGGACAUUGCACCGAGAGUGUGGCCACCUGAGGAAAGAGUAUCAUUUUGUUAUUCACUCCGUAUGGGAAGCAAGGAAAAGUCCUGCAAUGCUAAACAAGGAAAUCCGUUUGGUCCUUUUUGGGAUACGUAUAAUGUAGAUUUUGUUCAAUCAGAAUUUUAUGGUCCACUCCAUUACGAUAUGUAUCACACUGAUAUGAAAGUACAAUGGCGAAAACGCUACCCAGCCGCGACUUGGCCAGUACUAGCAUUCACAGGUGCACCCGGUAGUUUUCCGGUUCAAUUUGAAAACAAGUAUCUACAGAAAUGUCUCAUUUGGAAUAACGAUAUGCUUAAUAAAGCAAAAACAUUUAUAAAGAAGAAAUUACCAAAAGGUGCAUUUGUCGGCAUACAUUUGCGGAAUGGAAUUGAUUGGGUACGCGCCUGCGAGCAUGUAUCAUUUACACCGAAUCUCUUUGCCGCGCCUCAAUGUCUUGGAUAUCGUAAUGAACGCGGCAAAGCAACCAUGUCUAUGUGCUUACCAUCGUUCGAAUUAAUAGUACGUCAUCUGAAACGUGUCAUUCGCAAUGGCAAUGAUAUCAAAUCGGUGUUUGUGGCAUCCGACAAUAAUUACAUGCUAGAUAAGCUUGGGGAAGCUUUAGCACGUAUGAAAAUACCAGUAUUUCGACAAGAACCGCCAGCAUCACCCCAUUUGGAUUUAGCAAUUCUCGGAAGGGCGAACUAUUUUAUAGGAAAUUGCAUUUCUUCCUUUUCUGCUUUUGUAGCCAGAGAAAGAGAAGUCAAAGGAUUCCCAACAUUUUUCUGGGGUUUUCCUAAUGAAAGAUCUACACAUCAUUUAGAAUUGUAAUUUUGUGAAAUAUGUUAAUGAUACAAAUAAUGAAUCAUUUUUCAUAAUUUAUUAUAAUUAAAUAUAUUAAAAAACUAAUUAACAUUAAUUUUGGAAAUAUAUACAAUUGUAACGCGCACAA
This is a messenger RNA of Camponotus floridanus (Florida carpenter ant), 1303 nucleotides long. It is a transcript of the gene O-fut1, whose product is annotated as GDP-fucose protein O-fucosyltransferase 1. Gene Ontology annotation, biological process: Notch signaling pathway; protein O-linked glycosylation via fucose. Gene Ontology annotation, molecular function: peptide-O-fucosyltransferase activity. NCBI's taxonomy places the organism in Eukaryota, Metazoa, Arthropoda, Insecta, Hymenoptera, Formicidae. The coding region runs from base 73 to 1182 and encodes 369 amino acids. The record is from RefSeq and is a predicted model, not a curated record. The transcript is spliced from 6 exons.